AUGGGAGUUUCUCAAUCUCUUCUUAAUUCUUUCUAUUUGAAGAGUAUCAUUCAAGGAAACGAAGAGUUGUGCAAGAUGUCGAGUGAGUCCUUGUGGAUCAAAGUUUUGGAAGCACGAUCCCAGAGAAGAAGCAUUCUAAGGAAACAAAGAGGUACGAUGAAAAAUGGUGGACACGUUAAAACCAGGAAGCCUAGAAGGAUUUUGAUGAAGAAGAAAGCCUGUCUAGAAAGUUCUAGAAGGCCGGCUAACGGGAUCCAACGUAGGGUCAAGAUCCUAAAGAAGCUAAUUCCGAACAGCGAGUCGACGGGUUUAGAUGGGCUCUUCAGAGAGACAGCUGAUUACAUUCUGGCUUUAGAAAUGAGAGUAAAAGUCAUGCAGAUUAUGGUUAAGGUAUUGGGAGGUUCAGAGGAGUGA
This is a messenger RNA of Mangifera indica (mango), 414 nucleotides long. RefSeq names its product transcription factor UPBEAT1. Gene Ontology annotation, biological process: regulation of DNA-templated transcription. Lineage: Eukaryota; Viridiplantae; Streptophyta; Magnoliopsida; Sapindales; Anacardiaceae. The transcript has a single exon. The record is from RefSeq and is a predicted model, not a curated record. Bases 1 to 414 code for a protein of 137 amino acids.